ACCGUGAUGCUUAUAUGCUGGUAUCUGGGGUGAUGGCAGCAGUGCUCCUCUACACUCUGUCGGUCAAACACAUGAAGACUGUGGCUCUGUUGCUCCUGGUGGUGGUGGCAGCAUGGGCCAGCCCUCAGGGUUACGGUGCCCCGACAUCUGGAGGGCAGGAUUACCAGUCUGGCCCCGCUGUGUACAACUUCCAGUGGGACGUCAACGACUCUCCCUCAAGCAACUUCUACGGCCAGAAUGAAGAUAGAGACGGAGACAACACCCAGGGCAGUUACUACGUCCAGCUCCCCGGUAAUCGUCAACUGAAGGUGGACUAUACCGUCGACGAGUUCGGCUUCCACCCCGUCGUCACCUAUGGGUCUGGUGGCCAGGGCUCAGGUGGCCAGGGAUACUCUCAGCCCGCCCCAGCCCCAAGCCAGGGGUAUUCUCGCCCUGCCCCAGCACCAAGCCCGAGUUACUCCCGCCCUGCCCCAGCACCAAGCCCGAGUUACUCCCGCCCUGCCCCAGCACCAGCACCAAGUCCGAGUUACUCCCGCCCUGCCCCAGCACCAAGCCCGAGUUACUCCGCCCUGCCCCAGCACCAGCACCAAGUCCGAGUUAGCUCCCGCUCCUGCCCUGCCCCAGCACCAGGCCCUGAGCACCAGCAGCCAGUUACUCCCGCCCUGCCCCAGCACCAGCACCAAGCCCGAGUUACUCCCGCCCUGCCCCAGCACCAGCACCAAGCCCGAGUUACUCCCGCCCUGCCCCAGCACCAGCACCAAGCCCGAGUUACUCCCGCCCUGCCCCAGCACCAGCACCAAGCCAGGAGUACGGUCUACCCACUCAAACUCAAGCCCCACAACAGAGCUACCAGGAGCCUACACCAGCCGUGA
Messenger RNA from Homarus americanus (American lobster), 872 nucleotides. RefSeq names its product cuticle protein 19.8-like. Lineage: Eukaryota; Metazoa; Arthropoda; Malacostraca; Decapoda; Nephropidae. Gene Ontology annotation, cellular component: extracellular matrix. The record is from RefSeq and is a predicted model, not a curated record. The transcript is spliced from 3 exons. Bases 15 to 872 code for a protein of 285 amino acids.